AGAGAGUUAGUGGACUGGGGUUCCCUCAGGUGUUUGGCUCCAGUCAUGGCCGGGAACUCAGAGAAAGUACCGAUCGCCUCCGCGGGACCAGAGGACCUGCAUCAGUUCAUGCCUCCGGCCUACUCUGCCGUGGCCGUGAAGCCCGCCGCCACCGGCCGCCUCCUGAAGGCCGGGAUCGCGGUGCUCAUCGCAGGGGCCCUCCUACUGCUACUGGGGGCAGUCGGAGCUUUCUACUUCUGGAACAACAAUGAAAAACACGUCUACAAUGUCCACUACAGCAUGAGCAUCAAUGGAAAAGUGGAGGAGGGGACGAUGGAGAUCGACACAGCCAGUAACAUAGAGAGAUUCAGCACCGGCAGCGGGGCGGACGAAGCUGUGGAGGUCCAUGACUUUGAGAUUGGGAUCACUGGGAUCCGGUUUUCAGGAGGAGAGAAGUGCUACAUCAAGACCCAAGUGAAGGCUCGUCUGCCUGAUGUGGACGCUCUCAACAAGGACUCGAUGACAUUCGACCUGGAGGACGAGGUGAUGCCGGCCAAAUUUGAGGAUGAUCUGAUCUGGGUGGCGGCUGGCGCUCCCAUCUCGGACUCUGCCUUCCUCAGCAACAAGAUAAAGGACUUGUGUGGAGACCUGCCAAUCUUCUGGCUUCGUCCAACCUACUCACCCAGCGGAGAGAGGAAGAGGAGGGCCGCCCCCCGCCAGCGCCGCCAGGCAGCUGGGGCCGGGGAGGAAGAAGAGGACGUGGAGGCCGAGUUCAACCCGGAGAACCCCUAUCAGAGGGGUCUUGAGGGUGAGCAGGGAACCAUGACCCACGACCCCAUGCUGGACCACCAGGGAGUGUGCUGCACAGAGUGCCGUCGCAGCCACACCCACUGCCAGAGGAUCUGUGAGCCGCUGGGAGGGUACCACCCGUGGCCGUACCACUACAGAGGCUGCAGGGUGGUCUGCAGAGUUAUCAUGCCGUGCAACUGGUGGGUGGCACGCAUUUUGGGUCUGGUGUAGACAGCCCCCCCUCUGCCCACUUGGGAGAUGGUAGAGUCCGAGAGGGAAGAAACUAGGGAGGGAUGGGGGUUCCAAGGGAGGGGAGAUGAAGGGAAAAGUUUAGCAAAGGGAGAUGGUGGCUUCUUAUCGUCAUCUACUGUAGUUACCGGUUAGUUUGAGCAGAUUGGUAGGAAAUGAACAGUGUCAGUCAGCGUGUCCACACAUUAUAAAUGCAUGGUACAGAAUCUAGGACAGACAUGAUCUGACAUGUAAAGGUAAACAGUGGCUGCACCCUGCACAGCUUGUCCUAUUAAAAAAACAUACCUGCUAUCAGGUUCUUCUGGUCUACAGCCCAACAUGCUGUCAAGAGAAAAGAGAUGAUGGUGAUAUCAAACAUUCAACAGACCUGUUCUCAAUUAAAUGCAUUGAUAUCUGCGUUUAUUUCAAAUAUGUUUAACUGGACCCAUUUAUAUAUAGGAAAAGCAGGUAAGCUUGUGUUUAUAGAGCUGGUAAUCAUUCCUUUGCUUUCAUUCUUUGCUUUUUGAUGUAAAUAAAUGUAUAGGGUGCACAGUAUUCCAAGGCAGUCAAGCUGUUGUUCUAGUGAGAAAUCUUUUUGACUCCUGUGUUUGUAACUCUUUCCCUUUUCUAUUUUGUCUUCAUGAGUAGCUCUCAUUAAAACAAUGUACUGUACGCAUUCUCUCACAAACUUUCAUCUAAAUGCAUUUUCAUCUGCAUUGAAGAACCUAUCUCAAAGUGCAAUAUCUCUGAAUAAACUUUUAAAGUAAA
Molecule: messenger RNA, 1764 nt
Organism: Dicentrarchus labrax (European seabass)
Lineage: Eukaryota; Metazoa; Chordata; Actinopteri; Moronidae
Product: leukocyte cell-derived chemotaxin 1-like
Exons: 7
Coding region: 46-999 (317 amino acids)
Biological process (GO): negative regulation of endothelial cell proliferation; negative regulation of angiogenesis
Source: RefSeq, a predicted model, not a curated record